Drosophila willistoni is the source of this 2242-nucleotide messenger RNA. RefSeq names its product piezo-type mechanosensitive ion channel component. Lineage: Eukaryota; Metazoa; Arthropoda; Insecta; Diptera; Drosophilidae. Gene Ontology annotation, molecular function: mechanosensitive monoatomic ion channel activity; monoatomic cation channel activity. Gene Ontology annotation, biological process: regulation of membrane potential; cellular response to mechanical stimulus; detection of mechanical stimulus. The record is from RefSeq and is a predicted model, not a curated record. Bases 60 to 2171 code for a protein of 703 amino acids. Gene Ontology annotation, cellular component: plasma membrane. The transcript has 9 exons.
GAUUUAAUGCUACUGGUAGUGCUAUUCUGGCAUAGAUACAUGUUAAAAAAACAAGGAAUAUGGACUGUGCAAAGAACCAGUGCAGAUAUUUUGCAACUAAACCCAAGCGUACAUACAGCAAAGAGGGUCCUCGUGAUAUAUUAAAUAAGUUAAGGCAAGAAGCUGGUGCUGAUACCGAGUUCUCGCGGCGUAGAAGUGCGUUUGAACGUGAUAUGGAUGAUAUACUUCGUCCGGGAAUGGAGAACAAGUAUGUUUAUCACAACAUUGAAUCUGAAUAUUACCGUCGAGCAAUGCAGCGUUUAGCAAACAAAGGUAGCGUUUUGUCUUGCUUCUAUAAAUUCUUUCUAGCUUUACGUCACAAAGCUCGUCUAUCGACCGAUGUCUAUUCCUUACUAUUUUUAUGCGAUUUUAUAAACUUUUUUGUGCUGCUUUUUGGUUUUCCCAAGUUUGCGUACCGAUAUAAAUAUAGUACUAGUGUUUUGGAAACGUAUAUUCAAGGAAAUAAAGUUCCAUUUAGUUUUCUCCUUAUGCUGAUUGUUCAAUUUUUGACUAUUGUAACGGAACGUGCCAUUUACUUACGAAAAGCUUUGGUUUACAAAAUAGUCUUUCAUUUCGUUACGGUUGUUGGGAUACAUAUAUGGAUGUUUUUUUUAGUGCCCUACGUAACAGCUCAUAGUUUCGGAGCAACUGCACCAGUGAUCUUUUAUUUAAUUAAAUGUUGUCACAUGGUGUUAUCUGCUUAUCAAAUUCGCUGCGGCUACCCGAAACGUAUCUUGGGAAACGUAUUUAUAAGAGGAUAUUCUUUGGUAAACUACAUUGCUUUUAAAAUCUACAUGGAAAUACCAUUUCUUUAUAUACUAAGAACAUUAUUAGACUGGGUAUGUUUGGGAACAACACUUACGGUAAUGGAGUGGAUAAAAAUGGAGGAUAUAUUCCAAUCAGUAUUUAUUGUGCGUUGUUAUAGACAAUUGGAAACAGAUUUUCCAGUUCUUAGAGGAGAGCCGAAACCAUUAUACAUGAAGCUUCUAAUCGGUGGAACUAUUAUAUUAAUUUUAGUAGCUCUUAUUUGGAGUCCUCUAUUUCUGUUUGCACUUGUCGGAACUGUUGGCAAGCCCAAUGUACCUCAUAAAGCUGAUAUUGAAGUAAAAAUCGGACAAUAUGAACCUAUUUAUGUGUCACAAAGCUAUUCAGGAAUUCAUCAAUUUUCAGAGUAUAAUUAUCAAAAAUUACUGAAUGGCUUCCUUUUAGAUAAUUACGCAUCUGACCACAUUCUGAUUUAUGAUGCCGUCGAUAUUACAGCAAUUAAAUUCGAUGCAAAUUCAGUAAUGGUCUGGAAUAUGUCACCCCCCGACAAAAAUCGUCUUUUAAAUGACUUGAAAACGGGUAAGGAAGUAGAUAUUCGCAUUAGUCUCACAUUAACAAGCAGUAAUACAUUGGAGCUUACAAAGCAUGAAACUACAUAUAUUUUAACAAAAAAUAAAGAAAUGACGCGAGAAAUGCUAAUCAAGGUUCUUUCGAAUGAUAAUAGCAAAGAAAAGAUUUUGGUCCCGGAUAUAUUACCAAAAUUUGCAACCGUUCAAAACCAGAAAAUUAAUGUAAAAUUUAUAAGGGACUACGAUGGCAAAUAUACGCGGCCAAUGAUAUUAGAGAAAAAAAAAGCCGAAGGAAAAUCUUGGUGGGAAAUGCAUGACUAUUGUGAUGAUAAAUUUUAUUACGAUAUUCUUUCAAAAUUGCCUGAAAGCGAUUGCGAAAGUGGUGUUGUCAUAUACGUUUUCUGCGAUAAAUCAUUUCCGACAACUAUGAGCUAUAUAGAGAAAACCGGUAUUAUUGGCCUCUAUACAACAUUUGUGUUUCUGGUUUCACGCAUCAUUCGCUCCCUUAUCGCCAACAAUCAUAGACGAAUAAUGUUUGAGGACCUACCGUAUGUCGACCGAAUAUUAAAACUGUGUAAUGAUAUAUAUUUGGUUCGUGAGACUCAAGAAUAUCGGCUAGAAGAAGAUUUAUAUGCAAAACUUAUAUUUUUGUACCGAUCACCAGAAACUCUGAUUAAGUGGACUCGAUAUAGAGAUGAUAUUCCUGAUGAGGCAUUUGGUUCACAGUUCAGUACACGAUCCCGACAACCUCCUUCGGAUGACGAUGAGACUGAACCACCAACAAGGUCCAAUCAGUAAUAUUAAAAAAUACAAAAAAAUAAAAUAAAAUGUAAAUGGAUAAUUUUUAAUAAACUUAAGCACUCGUUUUA